Messenger RNA from Aethalodelphis obliquidens (Pacific white-sided dolphin), 901 nucleotides. RefSeq names its product C-X9-C motif containing 2 (gene CMC2). NCBI's taxonomy places the organism in Eukaryota, Metazoa, Chordata, Mammalia, Artiodactyla, Delphinidae. The transcript is spliced from 4 exons. Bases 128 to 601 code for a protein of 157 amino acids. Gene Ontology annotation, cellular component: mitochondrion. The record is from RefSeq and is a predicted model, not a curated record.
CUUAGCAGAGAAUAUUGUUUGAAUGCUUUAAUCCCAGCCACGAAAUCUGGCUCGUCGGUUCGACUUAAAGUUCAGGCUUUGCCGCGCCUUCGCGGACUCGCUCUCUCUCCCCCUACAGCGCCAGAAAAUGGGCCUGUCCAGGCCGGAUGGCGCAUGCGCAUCGGGCGGCGAGCGGUGGGGGCUGGCCGCGCGGGGUCAGGCGUGGAGGGCGCGGGACCUUCGCCACCCGGAGCUGUUCGGGUUCCGGCGCCCUGGCCGCCGGCUUUUGGGUGCAGAGUCUUCGCCGGUGAAUACCGCUUCCGCUCUCCGGUGUGGCCGCCAGUCGGGUUGCUCUGCUGUGCUCCAUCUCCUUCUCCUAAAGAUGCAUCCUGACUUAUCUCCACACUUGCAUACUGAAGAAUGCAACGUCUUGAUUAACUUGCUUAAGGAAUGUCACAAAAAUCACAGCAUUCUGAAAUUUUUUGGUCAUUGCAAUGAUCUUGAUCGGGAGAUGAGAAAAUGCUUGAAGAAUGAGUACAUGGAAAAGAGGAACAGGAGCAGGGAGCGUGGCAAUGCAAUGCGAAAGAGACUUUUUAAUCCUCCAGAGGAAUCUGAAAAAUAGAUCAUACUUUCAUUGGAUGCCUUGGCUGAGAGAAGACCCAAAGACUCUUGGGUGGUAGUUGAAGGAAUCCCGUUGCAUUUGGUCUUCAGAAUCCUUUGAAUGGAAAGUGACCCAUGAGAAAUCGAGCCUUGGAGAAGUAUGGAAGCCCUGGAUCUGGAAUUUUGGUUGGGCAGAGCUGUUAGUACUCUCUCUCCUCUUCCACCGCACCUGAGACUUCUAAUGUGUUUGUUCCCUUUGCCUACGGCCCGUUGACAUUUGAGUAACUUAUCUCCCUCAAUAAAAUCAUUGAUUCUAAUCAUA